Messenger RNA from Anopheles coluzzii, 1983 nucleotides. Its product is annotated as cysteine-rich venom protein-like. The transcript has 7 exons. The record is from RefSeq and is a predicted model, not a curated record. The coding region runs from base 1096 to 1941 and encodes 281 amino acids. Gene Ontology annotation, cellular component: extracellular region. NCBI's taxonomy places the organism in Eukaryota, Metazoa, Arthropoda, Insecta, Diptera, Culicidae.
GGUUGGCCCAUACAAAGAUAUUCUACAACACAGCAAAAAGAGUUUAAGCUUAUUCUCGAUCUAUUGUUACCAUGGCGCACCUAGUUAUACACGCACCACUGUACCUCGAACAGUGCCAAAAGUUCCCUACUCCACCGGGUUCAAAUGGUCUGUUCGCCCUUCCUAGCAGCUUCUGUAUCGUUGACAUUCUUAUUGUUGCUAUUGGUACCACCACCCACUACAGCACACACACACACACCAGCAUUACCGGUGGCAUUAUCGCCAACCUCACCCAUCCACCUACCUGCCCGGUACAGCGCGGAAGAAAACUUAUAAUCUUCUCGCUCGGCUGUCUCCAUUUGGGCGGCUCGUUACGAUCGGUUUCUAUCCUCCCAACAUCUUACUACAACCGCCGCCGGCUUCGAUGCUUCGUCUUUGCGCCCCUGUUCACGAUCGUUGCUCGCCUAUCGUCGCUCCUCUCCCCCCGCCCCGGAUCGUGACACAUAUGCUUGGGGGAGAUAUUUUUUUCGCGAUCUCCCACAUUUAAAUCAGUCCACUACUCGACGGCAGCCGGUCCGGACGUUCUGUCGUGUCGUCUGGUCGUCUGGUCUGCGCGGUUUGGUGGUUGCGUGUGUUUCGGUAGCACGUAGUUCUUUCGAGUUGGUUGGUCGCUGGUGUUUUGUGUCUGCCAGUGUCUGCCAGAAGUCGGAGUUAAGCUUGCUGGACGAGUGCAAUCGGAAUCGGUGGUUUUUGGCAACCGUGAAGGUAGUGCUCGUAUCGAUUCAAGUGUUUGAUGUAGGCGAGCUGAUCAUGGUGUGGGGGCUUUCGGGUAAAAGUGGCGUGUGUUAUACGAGUAAUACGAGAUGAGGCGAUGCUAAAUGGUGUGAUUAUCGAAGCCGGUUGCGCGUUGAUUUGGGUGACUCAAGCUGUGAACGGAUCCUGUUACGGAGUGAAAAUUGGAGUUCCUCGGUAGAGUGGUCUAAAGUGUCAAGUUACGGUUGGUUAGAAGAUUGUGUGCGGUUCCGUGAGUUUAAGUAAGCAGCAAAACGUGCCACUAAUUUUUCGUUUGAUUUAUUUACGGAUCGGAGCAGAUCGGCGGUACGACGCGAGCCGACGAUGAUCGUCCGGUGGCCAAAAAUGGUGCGACCCGCCAGUGGUUUGUUGCUGGUCUGCGCAUUGUUGGCCGUUUGGUUCGAUCUGUCCGAUGGUUGGCGUUAUGACAGAGUGCCCAGACUGUAUGGAGACAAGGUGCCGACGAAGGCAAUUUCGCCCCGAUUGCGCAAAGUCCAGCGGCGGAUCGUGAUGCUGCACGACUCGUACCGCACCAAGGUGGUACCACCGGCCGCGAAUAUGCUAAACAUGAAAUGGCACCACGGUGCGGCCCGUUCCGCCCAGAAAUGGGCAAAUCAGUGCCGCGUCCUAACGCACGACACACCGAAGGGCCGUUGGAUCGACAACUUCGGAGCCUGCGGUCAGAACAUCUUCGUCUCGACGCAUCGUGUACCUUGGAUGUUCGCCUUACGGACGUGGUUUUUGGAGCGGCAAAACUUCACGUACGGCUCCACCCGGAACGAUCUGGACAGCGUCGGGCACUACACGCAGAUGGUGUGGGCCGCCACGCACAAGGUCGGCUGCGGGCUGACCAAAUGUCCGAAGGGUGGCCCCCGGGGGAAACCGUUCUACAACUACGUCUGCAACUACUGCCCCAUCGGAAAUCAUGAGGAGAAACUGGGCCUACCGUACAAGCGGGGCCGCCCGUGUGGUUCCUGUAUGCCCAACUGUCUAUCCCGUAAAAUAAGACUCUGCACCAACUCGUGCAAUACCGCCGAUCUGUGGGCAAACUGUCGCGAUCUGUACCGGACCUGGCCCGGGUGGCUCUGCAAUACUGCCACGCCGGAGGGGCUGGAGCGCCAGCGGAACUGUGCGGCCACGUGCACCUGCCAAGGGAAGAUUCACGACUGAACGGAGAGGGGUGAGGGUGGCCAAGGGGUGGUAAGGGUGAGA